GCUGCCUAACCGUCGCCGCUCGUCCGUAUAUACCCCCCCCACCACCCAUCAACUACCAUAUAAUACUCCCCCCGUCAACCACCACCCCUCCUCCAGUCAACUAACCACUAUUACUACUACUACCUCCAGUCAUAACUAUCUAGUCUCGAUUCGAUUCUCAUUAGGUUAUUGUAUUUGUGUUGUAUUUGUGAAGAGUGGCAACCCCCCCCACCCCCCCUCCACCCCCCUCCACCAAGAGUUGAUCAAGGCACUGACCAAUCUGUGAACGACUUAAACAUUAACCCUCAGCACUCGAGGCGACCUGAAGAUUCGAGUGAAGACUUGAUAUAAAACUCAGAUUGAGUGAUCGUACUCAAGAAGUGAAGAUCCACGAGUGUGACUUUGCGUGUGUGUGUGUGUGUGUGUGCGCGCGCGUGUGUAUGUGUAGCUCGGAGAAGGCGCACUUAUACCACAUACACACACACUUCAACGUCUCAACCGCCUCUGAAGUAAUCUGAGAGCUGCAGUGUGAGGCUCGUGAGGCAGGUGACGAGUGAGGAACGGUCGAUUGAGAAGUGUUCCGGCUGCAGUGUGUGGCUAGGUGCUGUGCCACACACACCCACACCCACCGGUGCACAGCACGCCUAGCCGACCAACCAACCCCCUCCCCUCUCCCCCCACACACACAAACCACGCCUUCACCACCUUCUGUGAUAACGCCGUGUCCUUUGAACCAUUUUGUGAUCUUCAGCACCUCUACUUAAACCCCUCCUCCGGUAUUAAUAUAUAUAUAUAUUAGAGUGCGGUGUUUGUAAGGGAGCGGAAUCGCUUCCGCCUUCUUAACUCCCCUCUCCUACGCACGCCGCCGCUCCUGCUGCCUUAUACAACUACGGCUGCUAGCGCCUGCUCCUGGCACACGCCCACACGCCGCUCAGAGUGAGAGCUACCAAGAGCCCGCCACACAGCCAAGAUGGGACGCAAGAAGAUUCAGAUCUCUCGGAUUACCGACGAGCGCAACAGACAGGUGACCUUCAACAAGCGGAAGUUUGGAGUGAUGAAGAAGGCCUAUGAACUGUCAGUGUUGUGCGACUGUGAGAUUGCACUCAUAAUAUUUUCGUCCUCAAACAAACUUUACCAGUAUGCCUCUACGGACAUGGACAAGGUGCUGCUCAAGUACACAGAAUAUAAUGAGCCACACGAAUCCCUCACCAACAAAAAUAUCAUUGAGGUGACAUUCACAAAGCGCAAGUUUGGUCUGAUGAAAAAAGCAUAUGAGUUGUCGGUGUUGUGUGACUGUGAGAUCGCACUCAUCAUCUUUAACUCUAGCAACAAACUAUUCCAAUAUGCCUCCACGGACAUGGACAAGGUCCUCCUCAAGUACACCGAGUAUAAUGAGCCUCACGAGUCCAGGACCAAUAAUGAUAUUGUCGAGGCUCUUAACAAAAAGGAACACAAAAAUGGCCUCCAGUCGCCAGACUCCCCAGACGGUGAGCACGAGUAUUCUCUCACUCCCCGCACUGAGGCUAAAUACAACAAGAUUGAUGAAGAAUUUACUUUGAUGAUGCAGCGUAACCAGAUCAAUGGCAGUCGACAACCAGUAGGGCUGAACAACUACAAUAGUAUGGCCGUGACUGUACCUGUUAACAAUACAAACUAUGAUCCAGCCUUGAUGCAGCCCUCGCCACAGAUGUCUCAUGCCUCUCUCUCACCACGACCUGGAUCCUCAAGUGGAAUGCUCGACAUGAAUGGCUCAAAUGGCUAUCCUGGUUCAACUUCGCCUUUACCACAUGGAGGAGCACCAUCACCUGGACUACUGCCUCGACCACAUUCGUCAAAGACUCACUCUCCCACCAGACCAAAUCUUCGUGUUCUCAUUCCCAACUCACAAGCACAGAAUGCACCACGGCCAGGGUCGCCCACACUCAACACACCAGUAGUAUCACUUCAGUCGUCAAGUAUGAACCCAUCAAUGACCUAUUCUUCACUCAAUUCGUUUUCACAUCAAGACUUCCCACUUAAUGCUGACAUCUCUCUCAACCCCAUAAACACACUUCACCAAUGGAACAGUGGGUCUCUGGGAAUGUCACACUCUGGUCUGCCUCAUCUCAGUGUCAGUUCCUCCACGCCACCCCCAGCUGCCUCACCGCCCGUUAGGAUCAAGUCAGAACCCAUCAGUCCUCCACGUGAUCCAAACUGCAUCCCUGCAUCUCACUUGCAAAGACCAGCAUCCACAGACCCCGGCCACUUGUCACCAGCACCACCUUCACAUUUGGGUCCAUCUUCCAACCAUCCUGGGCACACACUUUACACCAAUGCACUUUCAGGUCACUUGACUCCAACGUCACAUGCCUCACCUGAAGGAGCCUCUCAUCACAGUGACUAUGAUACCCCGUUGAGCAAACGGCCGAGAAUGUCAGAAAAUUGGGCCCCUAAUUCGUGAGGUGCAAGAAGGGCUACCACGUGCACCAGUGAGAGGACACUCAGUGCUGCGUGAUCAGUGCCUGGUGAGCUGGGGGUGCCGUCCCUUGGGUCAAGAAGCCCUCACAAUUGUGCCCCCACCGCCUCUGCCUCUAUGGACCACAACGGUUGUUAACUGUACAAAAAAAGACUUGGGGAGCAGUGUGUAUGUCCUUUGCCGUGUGUGUGUGUGUCAGUGCCGCACUACCGUGACAGUGCCAAGAGAGGAGCUGCAGCCCUGCUCCCCGGCCUCCUGUGUUUGUGAAUCACAUUCCCUUACUCCCUUCUGCCAGUCUUGCUCCAGCCUGCCCACCUGCAACAGCCCUCCAGCCUCUUAUAGGCACUGGUGACUGGCAUAUGUAAGAGGACAGUUCAAUGCCUUCUCAACCAUGGUAAUCUGAGGGCUGUCAUGACUUUCUGCCUCUUCGCAGUUUAAAAUUCACAGCCCACCUGGUUAAGGGCUUGGAGAAGUCACUGCCAAGCAUCUAUGUAUAUGUGUGACCCUAGUGUCAUAAUCUGCAUGGUUGACUUCAGGCUGCUGGCUAUCUUGCCCAAGUUUUGGGUUGUUUCCUGCCUGUUGGAUACAUGGUAAGGAUGAAGCCUACCCAAUAGAAAAGGGUCACUAUUAACACUACUGCAUCAGUUGCAGUUUACAAGUCUGUCACCGCCACCUAUGUACUUGUUAGUUCUGGCUCAAUGUAAAUAAGCAAAAGACAUGAUUAUUUUUACUCUUUGUACAUAUUGGCCUAUAUGAUAAGAUUGCCUGGUACUUGGUGUGUGGUGGUGCUGGUGGAGGCAAGGGAGGCAAGCAGCAGUGUGGGCUACCUCCCCCACCACCCCAUACUGCCGCCCUCUGUACCUCUCGUAUGGUCUUUCUUUGUACCUUGUGCCUCACCUUACUGUGUAAGAAGUUGUAGCCUCUAGUAACUGUGGACAGUAGUGCGUGGCCAGUGUGCACUGCAUCGUGGUGUGGUGGUGGUGGCAGACUGGAGAUGGUAAAUGGGUGGUGGCAGCUGUGGGCAUCACUAGGCCCUGUAUGUGUGCCUUGCUGGCCACCAUCGUUCCUCCAGCUCCAGGUGGUCCAACAAUGCUGCCACCCAUCCAUUCAUGUGGUUACUGCCACCCACCACGGGGCUUGGCCCACAAGGAGGAGGAGCCAGCUGUACCAUACCAAAUACAACACUAACUGUCGAUACAUAAACAUUUAGACUGUGUUGACUUAACGUUGUUUGUAUAAAUACAAAGUCUAGAUUCUUAAUAAUUUAUAUGAUACUGCUAAUGUAUAAUUCUACAAGAAAUGUUUAUAGUUAUAUUUGAUUAUAAUAAAUCAAAACACCUAGUUUCUAAGCAAAGACACUAAACCCAUUACCCUAAGCAUAUGUUGCACCUUGUUGUGGCGUGAUUACCGUGUACCACAGGCCGGCGUGCUGGGGCUCAGUGGGACAGGGGGGUGUAGGGGCCCAAGCAUAGCAUCUUCACACCCACAAACCAUGUAGUAACAUGUUCCCAUUAACUAUUCAUUAUGCAUAUAUAUUUUUGUGCAUUUUGAAUUAUUGAUACCAGAAAUAUCUUUUGUAAAGCAAAGCAAGGUAAAAAGCAUCGGUAAUAUUUCGUAAUUUACUACUACUAAAUUGACACUGUUUUGUACAAAUGAGAAUACUAAUAUUAUCUGUGAUGUACAUAGUGCAAUUCAGUGGGUCCCAUUCACUGCUGUAACCUUAAUAUGUAAAUGUUUUUCAGUGAAUGGUGUGCUCAUAAUGAGCGAUUGUAGCUGCAAUCAUCAAGUGGUGAUCACAUUUGUAACUGGUCAUGUAAUGAUCCUUUUACUCACGGGGAAGGGCUCUGGCUUGUCAGGUAUCAAGUACUUUAAAUGUACAGUUUUUGUAGGCUGCCCCUCAUAGAUAAUACAGUUUAACCGAGCACAGGGAGAAUCACUGUCCAUAUGAUCAUGGUGCAAGUAAGAACAGAGUAACUAUCUUACAACAGGCCAGAGCACAUCUUUAAGUGGGUAAGGACAGAAGUAUGACAGUGCUUUUUUAGCAGAAAAAAAGUUUGUGUGAGGCAUAUCCAGCUGUCCCCCUACCCCUUCCCCCCCGCCAGCAGCCCCCGUCCUCAUGUUCUGACAACAAGUUACAUGUUUGUGUAGAAUAAGUAUACUAUUAAUAUUUUUUUGUUAGUGAAAUAGAAGCAUUUUGUGUGAAUUUUGGCAUGUUAUUCAAUAAAAUCUGAAUAACAUAA
Molecule: messenger RNA, 4674 nt
Organism: Procambarus clarkii (red swamp crayfish)
Lineage: Eukaryota; Metazoa; Arthropoda; Malacostraca; Decapoda; Cambaridae
Gene: Mef2
Product: myocyte enhancer factor 2
Biological process (GO): cell differentiation; positive regulation of transcription by RNA polymerase II
Molecular function (GO): DNA-binding transcription factor activity, RNA polymerase II-specific; RNA polymerase II cis-regulatory region sequence-specific DNA binding; histone deacetylase binding
Source: RefSeq, a predicted model, not a curated record